AUAAGUUAAUACAAUAUUUUAUUUCUCUAUAAAUUUAAUUAUGAAUUUAAAAAAAUAAUAAUAAUAGUGUGAAAAAAAAUAAUAAGUAAUAAAUACUAAUACAAUUAUUCUUCAUGAAUUUAGUCUGUUAUUUUAUCGAUAUAGAAAUAAUGUUUAAAAAGGAGUAAUUAUUUUUUAUUCACUCAAGAAUAUAUAAUGUUGACAUGUUUAUUUGUUAAUUUAUCUUUAAAUUUUGAGUGGUUAAAUCAUCAAGAUGUAUAUCUUCUUGAUGCUCACCAGCUUAUUUUAUCUGGUAGGAGCAGUUGAUGUUACUUCAAAAAAUUUAAUAUCAUCACUUAAUCCUGAAGUUAUUACAGCAAAUUAUGGAGAUCAAAAUAUAAAAACAAUAAAUUCAUCACUAGAGUAUGUCUUUCUUUAUCCUGAUACAGAUAAUAAUGAUACAGCGAGAAUAAAUGUACAAAGUAAUGCCACUUCCGAAAAACCUUUACUAGUUGUUGUAAAACAAAAAAAAGGUAUUUUAUCAUGGCAAAUACCACUACUGAUUGACAGCAAAAAUACUAAUCCACUAUGGUACAAUAAAACUAGCCGAACACUAUGUUCAUCAAAAUAUUAUAAUCAAUUAAAUAAAAUUGAAUUGGAUAUUAAUAAUGUUAUUGUCAGUAUUUUCACUAGUAGUGAAUCACCACUUUCUUUUAACCUGACUGUAGUACUGGAAAAUGAUUUUUAUUUGACUUUGGGAGAGAGUCGAGAAGUAACUAUAUCUCCGUCUGAACCAAGAUAUUAUGGGUAUAAUUUUUCUGAUCAAGUUGAAAGUGGAUCAGUUUUAAUGAAAAUUGAAUCCGAAAGUGAUACGUGUAUGACUGUUUCGAUACAAGACGCAACUUGUCCAGUUUUUGAUUUAGAAAGAAAUAUUCAAUUUUCUCGAUACUGGCAAACUGUAUCACAGUUAGGUGGUAUAACAGUCCCCAAAGAAAUAUAUCCAAAUGGAUUUUUUGUGGUGCUUGUAUUAAAAGGGGAUGAUAUGGAUUGUGUUGGUCAAAUAGGAUCAAUAAUGCGAUAUAAAAAAUUAAAAUUAUCAAUAACACCUAAUAUAACAAAAAAAGAAGGUAUAAAAGCUGCAUCGGUUGCUUUGAUUAUUGGAAUAGCUUUUUGUUGUUUUUACAUAAUUGGUGUUGUAACGCACAAUGUUCGUCUCCGUCGACAAUUACGUCGACAAUUAACAGACGAGUCAGAAACUCUUUCCCGACCAGAAGAACUUCUUACUCCUGAAAUAGAAGAGGCCGGUCCUCGUUAUGAUGACACCCUUAACGAGGAUUCGUCAUUAGAUGAAGAUGAUAUUGACAUGUUAGAUGAUGCUUUUUCUGAUAAAGAAAUAAUUCGUACGAAAAGAGUGUUGGCUGUGUCUGAUUUAGCUCGAAAAGAUCCAAAGAUUCUUCGACAUAAAUCACGACUUUACUUGUAUUAUCUUGGUACAAUAGCGGUAUUUUAUGCUUUACCUGUAGUUCAAUUAGUCGCGACUUAUCAAAAUGUUUUGCACGUUACUGGAAAUCAAGACUUGUGUUAUUAUAACUUCUUUUGCUCACAUCCAUUUUUCGGGUUUUCCGAUUUUAAUCAUGUCUUCUCGAAUUUCGCUUAUGUAUUAUUGGGUCUGUUGUUUAUUCUUUUGACGUACGUCAGAGAGCAAAACGAUCUUGAACAUGAAGAAAAGAAAAAAAGUUAUGGUAUCCCACAACAUUAUGGAUUAUUUUAUGCAAUGGGUACAGCUCUUAUGAUGGAAGGAUUACUUUCUGCUUGUUAUCACGUGUGUCCAAAUCAUACUAAUUUUCAAUUUGAUACAAGUUUUAUGUAUAUUAUUUCUGUACUAUGUAUGGUAAAAAUUUAUCAAACUCGACAUCCCGAUAUAAAUGCACGUGCUACAGUAACUUUUGCAGUACUUGCUUUAAUGAUUUUUUUGGGAACUGUUGGUGUAUUAAAUGGCUCUAAUUAUUUUUGGAUUAUUUUCACAAUUUUACAUUUAUUAAUAUGUCUUUUAUUAACGGCUCAAAUUUAUUAUAUGGGUAGAUGGAAAUUUGAUAGAGGUUUAACUCAACGAGUAAUAAUGACAUUCAAACAUGAUGCACGAGCUGGUGUUACUCAUCUUUUAAGACCAAUGUACGCUGGAAGAUUGAUAUUACUUGUAAUUGCAAAUUUCUGUAAUGUUGCAAUAGCUGUAUUGGGUAAUAUGCAUCAUGAAAAAGAUUUUGCAACAUUUUUAUUAGCUGUACUCAUGCUUAAUCUACUUCUCUACACAUUUUUUUAUAUUGUCAUGAAAGUGUGUUAUCGCGAACGAAUUUUACUUCAACCAUUGUGUUAUAUAGUAUUGUCAUUUAUAACAUGGGGAUUUGCUCUUUAUUUUUUUAUUAAUAAAUCAGUCUCAUGGUCAUUAUUACCAGCACAGUCACGGCACUUUAAUAUGCCAUGUAAAUUAUUAAAUUUCUUUGAUUUUCAUGAUAUCUGGCAUUUUCUUUCUGCUCUUGCUAUGUUCUUUUCAUUUAUGGUAUUAUUGACACUUGAUGACGAUCUAGAAGACACGCACAGAAGUCAAAUACCUAUUUUUUAAUCUAAAAAGGUUCGUUAAAUUAUAAUUUAUAAUAAAAAAAUAAUUAAUAAUUAUUGUGAUAUUUAUGACAUAUUUCGUGGCAGUGUAUAAUUGAUUAGUUAUAAAUAAAUUUUUAUGUAAUUAUAAA
Microplitis mediator is the source of this 2726-nucleotide messenger RNA. RefSeq names its product SID1 transmembrane family member 1-like. The transcript is spliced from 10 exons. Gene Ontology annotation, cellular component: membrane. Lineage: Eukaryota; Metazoa; Arthropoda; Insecta; Hymenoptera; Braconidae. Bases 254 to 2599 code for a protein of 781 amino acids. The record is from RefSeq and is a predicted model, not a curated record.